Messenger RNA from Neospora caninum, 582 nucleotides. RefSeq lists its product as hypothetical. The transcript has 4 exons. The record is from RefSeq and is a predicted model, not a curated record. NCBI's taxonomy places the organism in Eukaryota, Apicomplexa, Conoidasida, Eucoccidiorida, Sarcocystidae. Bases 1 to 582 code for a protein of 193 amino acids. Gene Ontology annotation, molecular function: zinc ion binding.
AUGACGAUGCUAGAGGACAGUGCCGGAGAAGCAGGGCUGGCGCUCGUGGAAGUCCUCCGAGCCAUCAAGCAGGCGAAAGUCGCGGGAGAGGACUUGGGGCUCUUCUUUCACUUGCUUGACUCUCUCCUUCCACCUGCACUGCUUCAGCAAGCAGUGGACUGCAUGGAGAGAGGCGCAGUGACGGCUUACUGCUGCUCAGAUUCGACGGCUGCGUUUCACAUCGUGCGCCCCGGCCAGGACGAUUUGUCAAGACGUGCCGCGUCGAGCGGAGGACAACCGCUCCAGGGGGACAACGGACCUCCAGCAGCUGAGGCGAGAGCCGACUCCAGCGCACAUCCCUCUCGUGGCUACCUGGUUCUGCCUCGGCUUUGCUCGUGCCAGACUUUCCAGUGCAACGUUUUGGCACACGAGUCUGAUUUGACGUGCGUUCACGAGAUUGCCGUGCAGCUGGCCGAGGCCUUGGACUGCGUGGGCCGCCGUGUCGUCCUCGAACCCGAAGAGUUCACUCAACGUCUUCUCGAAGCGAGUGCAGAGACCGCGCAGCUUCAACUUCUUUAUCGCUGCCGUCAUAGCGGUGCUUAG